This is a messenger RNA of Staurois parvus, 310 nucleotides long. The record is from the annotation of a GenBank genome assembly. Lineage: Eukaryota; Metazoa; Chordata; Amphibia; Anura; Ranidae.
UACAGGGGAUGACCAGAGACUGUGGACAUAAUACAGGAGAUGGACCAGAGACUGUGGACACAGUACAGGAGAUGACCAGAGACUGCGGACACAGUACAGGAGAUGGAUCAGAGACUGCGGACAUACUACAGGAGAUGACCAGAGACUGCGGACACAGUACAGGAGAUGACCAGAGACUGCGGACACAGUACAGGAGAUGACCAGAGACUGCAGACAGUACAGGGGAUGACCAGAGACUGCGGACAGUACAGGAGGUGACCAGAGACUGCAGACAGUACAGGGGAUGACCAGAGACUGCAGACAGUACAGG